CUGAGCCCAUAGAAGCUAAUAUUUCUUCUUUUUUCUUGCAUUGAAAGACAUUUGGAGAGGAACUGAAAAGUUACUGAAACGGGUUGGAGUGGGAAAGCAAACUUGUUCUACAGAGGAAAAGCCAGAGUCAGUCAAAUUACACAAGACGGUUGCCAAAUCCCUCCCAAGUUAUUUAUUUCGGAUUGUUUCUGCACCAUUUGUCAUUGCGAAGAAGAAAUGGGUCGUACCAGGGAAGUUGCUCGUCUAACAACCGGUGAAAUGUAUCCCCCUAGGAAGCGCCUCUGUACUACUCUGAAGAGUGGUACGAUACCGCCGAAGAGGUCUCCCACUGUGGUGGAUAUUCCAAGCAGCAGUUGUGAGUCUGACAAGUCCCAAGAGGAAGAGGAAGAGAAAGACUCCGAACCUGAGAUGGCCCAAGAUGAAGAGACAAGGUCCGAGUCUGAGAUGCCCCAAGAUGAUGAAGAAAUUGCUGUGUAUAGCCCCGAUUCCACUGAUGAAGAGGAGUCUGAGAAGUCCCAAGAUGAAGAGGCUAGCUCUGAUUCUGAGAUGCUGCCUCAUGAGGAAGAGGAAGACUCCGAACCUGCGAAGUUCCAAGAUGAAGAGACAGGGUCCGAGUCUGAGAUGCCCCAAGAUGAAGAGACAAGGUCCGAGUCUGGGAUGCCCCAAGAUGAAGAGACAAGGUCCGAGUCUGAGAUGCCCCAAGAUGAAGAAGAAAUUGCUGUGUAUAGCCCUGAUUCCACUGAUGAAGAGGAGUCUGAGAAGUCCCAAGAUGAAGAGGCUAGCUCUGAGUCUGAGAUGCUGCCUCAAGAGGAAGAGGAAGACUCCGAACCUGCGAAGUUCCAAGAUGAAGAGACAAGGUCCGAGUCUGAGAUGCCCCAAGAUGAAGAGGCAACUGCUCUGAAUGGCACCGAUAACCCUGCUCUGGUGGGCCGGAAUGAGGCCAAUGGUAGGGAAGUCUCGAGGGAGGAGUACGAUCAAGCUUUGAAGGCGAGAGAUAUGGCCUUGAACGAGCUGAAUAACUUGAGAGCAGAGCUAAAGGAGGUCCACAAUGACAGGUCUAGGGAUCUGGCUGAGUUCGAGUUAGGCAAGAAGGUGUUGGAGGCUGAGAAGAAAGCAUUGACUGAGAGACUCGAUAAGGAGUUUAGUAACUUUGCAGCAGAGCUAAAGGAUGUUCUGGAAAGCUUGUCCAAGAGCAAGGCUGAGUUGGAACAGACUUCCCGGGAACGGGAUGGCUACCGAAACAGCUUGGAAUUAGUGAAGAAGGAGUGGGAGGAUGAAAAGAAAGCUCUGACUGAGAGACUUAAUAAGGACUUCAAUAACUUUGGAGAAGAGCUAAAGGAGGUCCUGAAAAACUUGUCUGAGAGCGAAGCUGAGUUGGAGAAGACUUCCCAGGAACGGGAUACCUACCGAAGCAGCUUGGAAUUAGGGAACAAGGUCUGGGACGCUGAGAGGAUUGAAAUGGCAGAGAGGAUAGCAACAGUGAACAAGGAAAAGGAAAAUGCCUUGGAAUUGAGGAAAAAGGUAGCUGAGGCUGAGAGGAUAGAAAUGGCGGAGAGCACAGCAAUGGCGAACAAGGAAAAAGAAAAGGCUUAUUGCAAAGGAUACCUAGAUGGGUGGCUCAAGAAGCCUCAUGCUUAUGUCCACGCAUGGCAUGAUGCCAGAUUGGCCAAUGAGGUUACUGAUCUUCCUGUGUUGCAGAUGAUGAACAACCUGCCAAAAUCACAUGUCUAGAUCUAUAUAUCAGUUAGUUAGUGUGAAAGUUAUUGGCAUUUUAGUGCCAAUUUUUGCAGCCUCUAUUUUGUGGAGGUGGGUUCAUGGAGUUUUCUUAAACCCAUCAUGCCUAAUAGAGUAGGAUACAUCCUGUCAUGGAGUCUUUUGUAUACAUGGAAGCUGGAAAUGAAGUAUCUGAAUUGAUCUUAAUUACCUUCUUCA
Molecule: messenger RNA, 1932 nt
Organism: Rosa chinensis
Lineage: Eukaryota; Viridiplantae; Streptophyta; Magnoliopsida; Rosales; Rosaceae
Product: probable serine/threonine-protein kinase kinX
Exons: 6
Coding region: 217-1731 (504 amino acids)
Source: RefSeq, a predicted model, not a curated record